AUAACGUUAAUAAGAUUAAAGUAAUCGGGUGGAAAGACUUUAUCGACGGAGAACCGUUUGAAGAGGUGACGGAGAAACCCGCGUUGCAUGUAGCCGACGGCUGCUUGGCUUCCCUUCCCUCAUGGAUCCUAUUGUGCUAGAAAGUAACGCGAGCGAAAUUGGUGCAGAUCAACAGCAGCAGCAACAACAACCACACCAGCAACAGCAGCAACAGCAGUACGGCGAGGUAAAUCAACUGGGGGGUGUGUUCGUGAACGGUCGACCUCUGCCAAACGCGGUCAGGUUGCGAAUAGUGGAGCUUGCACAGCUGGGUAUCAGACCGUGCGACAUCUCGCGGCAGCUGCGAGUCAGCCAUGGUUGUGUCAGCAAGAUCUUGGCCCGAUACCACGAGACGGGUAGCAUACUGCCCGGUGCGAUCGGUGGUAGCAAGCCCCGGGUGACGACCCCGAAGGUUGUCCAGUACAUCAAGCAGCUGAAACUAAAGGACCCAGGCAUAUUCGCCUGGGAGAUCAGGGAUCGUUUGCUCUCUGAUGGAGUGUGUGACAAAUACAAUGUACCUUCGGUGAGCAGCAUCUCGAGGAUACUAAGGAACAAGGUCGGCGCAGCAACCGCGUUACAUCAUCAUCCGCAUCAUCCGCAUCAUCCGGCUCAUCAUCACCAUCAUCACCAUUUGUACGCAGCCGCGGCUGCUGCUGGGGCUGCUCUCUGUCCUGUCCCUUAUCCGCCGACGCCUUAUCACGCGACGCCGCCACCCGCUGUAACGCAUCACCAUCAUCAUCAUCAUCACCAAGUUGGUCCAACGACGCCGAGCAAGCUGUCGCCAUCGUCGCCGACCUCGAUUCACGGUGUUGCUCAUCAAACGGCAACCGGUGUUCUGCAAUGGCCGAGUCCUCACACGGUUCACGAUAUCCUCGCCAGCGGCUGCAAUUUGACCAACUCCCAGACAUCAUCGUCGUCGCCCAGUUCACCGCUAUGCGCGGCAGUAAACGACAACAAUAAUCAUCAUCAUCAUCAUCCUCACCACCAUCAUCAGAGCAACGAGAACGCUGCCAGCAACAAUAACAACGAGGAGACCAGUGGUUAUCAUCAUCCGCAUCAUCAUCACCAUCACCAUCAGCAGUAUUACGCGUCCGCGCUCUACCAUCAUCACCAUCAUCAUCAUUCGGACACUGUGACACCGGUCGCCACCACGUCACCGGUACUCAGCGUGCAAUCUAUCAUGAUGCAAUCGUCGGUGGCUAACAGUCAACCGGCUAGUCCUUGUAACUGAAACAAUUAGAUCUUUUUUACAAUUACUUGCGAAUCUUAACGUGUUCGAGGAAAGAACAAGUUGAAAAGGUUGAAAAGUGAUGAAAGAGCUCGGUGAAAAUGAAUGAUCAACUUGUUGAAAAUGUGUUUGCGAUAGAAAUGACCAAAUCAUUUGUACUCGACGAUGACCAAAAGGUAGCAUUACGUUAUCCUGUAACUAGAAAUUAUCGCUCGAAGCGAUUACGAACGGUACAUCAGCACCAGUAUUAUAUAUUUUAUAUCGUCGUUUGCCAAGAGUGCCUUUUAUCGAGUGCCAUAAAGGAUUUAGGUAAUGAUGUAAUCGGCUGUUCAAAGAGCGUUUAAGGAAGUUUCUCGAACGAACUGUAUCCAUAUUAUUUAACUGUCUAAAUAGUUUUCUGCCAUGCUUUUUUUAUGGAAUGCAACUUUUGUCAUGAGGAAAUAUAUAUUUUCCUUAAUGUUAAAUAAUAACACUUAAAUAAUAA
Osmia lignaria (orchard mason bee) is the source of this 1751-nucleotide messenger RNA. Its product is annotated as paired box protein Pax-9. Gene Ontology annotation, biological process: anatomical structure development; regulation of transcription by RNA polymerase II. NCBI's taxonomy places the organism in Eukaryota, Metazoa, Arthropoda, Insecta, Hymenoptera, Megachilidae. Gene Ontology annotation, molecular function: DNA-binding transcription factor activity, RNA polymerase II-specific; RNA polymerase II cis-regulatory region sequence-specific DNA binding. The record is from RefSeq and is a predicted model, not a curated record.